AUGGGUCUUCAUUGUUAUGUGAGGACAAAGAGGUUUUCCAACAAACAUGGUGCUGACUCAUGGCCUCCGUCAGAUGGUGAAGUCGAUUUUGAAACCAAGCAUGUCCCGAAAUCAAACUUAGCAAAGCUACUGAAGGCUUUUCAGCAAUCCAGGAGAAACGAAGCAGAAUGUGGCAUUGCGAGACGAGAGAGUACCACCUUCUCUGAGAACAAUAAUUCUGAUAGUGAAAUUGAAGAUGUGCUUGAAACCUUUCCCAAACCAUCACCUGGAGUCCAGGGCUUCCCUCAUCCUGCCUUUCCAAGGCCUGAUCCUCUUCCAAAACCACUCAAGACUCUAGCAGGCCUUGGUCUUGCACAGGAAGGAGCCACAAAGCCAGAACUUGUUGAAAAGGAAAGUGAUACUUAUAUUAUUGAAAGGGCGCCCCAAGAACAAGCAGAUCAUGACCAUUUGACUUCUGUUGAUAGAGCACACAAAAAUAAUAAAAGUGACAUAAUGUCAGCCGUAGGACUGGGAGAAGAGGAAAAUAUAGAAUCACCUUGGGAUUCUGAGAGUAUCUCUGAGAGUGUUCCACAGAAGUUUGUGGAUCAUUUAUCUGGAGAUCAAAGAGGAAACAAUACAUUAAAUGGACAAGCAGAAGGUGUGUCUUAUAUGCCUUCUUUCGUGAGUGGAUCGAGAAAAUUUAAGUUGGCUGAACUAGAGGAGCCCAGACAUGCAGGCAUACCAGUAGCCCACGUGGAGUCUCCUGAGAAGUAUCCUAAUGUGAAGCCCGCAGUCGGAGUGGAAGAUUCUGUUCCUAAUGAAACAGUAGGAACGAAGGAUCCACAAACAUCUAAUUCAGACUGGGAUUCGACUAGUUUGAGCCUCAAUAGUGAGACUUGUCAAAGAGCCGGGCAUUUGAAAGCUUAUGAUCGGCGUCCGUUGGUGUCCCAAUCAGUGACCAAAAAUCAGUCAGCACCCACAGAACUCGGACAGAAGACCACAACAGAUAAAGAAAAGAUGAAAAACGCAGCGAUGUUUCUGGUAGGGAAUUCCAUGCCCCAUCACCCGGGCCAGUCUCCGCUGCCAGAAAACAGAGAAAGCAAACAAGAUUUGUCAGGAGAACUAGAUGUGGAAGUGAUAUUAGAGGAAGAACAAGAAAAACUUCAUGGAAAUGAAAAUAACCAUUCACAGGUGGAAGAAGAAAAGAAGCACGAAAGUAGUGAAGUGGAAGUAUCAGACAAUGUAUGCGAUGCUGCUGCUGAGAGUCGAUUGAUUCAGCAGAGAAAGAGUGGAGGAAAUAACAAGCAGGAGUUUCCUGCUAUGGAGAAUAAAGGUUCUGAUAGUAGUGAACCUGGCGUGCCCAGGAAGGAGAUAGAGAAAAAGAACAAUGACAAAUGGACACCAGAAGAAUGUGUGAUUGCACCAGUAUUUGAAAAGACCAAUUCACUGACUGAUGGUCUGCUGCAGGUGAACGAUGACAGCAUUUUAAGGAAGGUGGAUCAAGAUGACAGCAGGCCUGCAAGGAAAACAGCAUCUGAAGAGAAGGUUUCUGAUAGUGGUAGAAAAGCCAAAGAUCUGUUACUCAAAUACCAUAUGCUACAGGAUGAAAUUGCCAGCCUAAGACUGGAAAUGGAUGCAGUAAAACAUCAGAAUCGGGAAAAUGAGAAGAAAUAUUCUGAGGAUAUUGAAAAUCUUCACCAGGCAGUGAAAUCGAAAGAGGAAAUAUUCACACAGGCUAUAUUCCAGUAUACUGGUCAGCUUACUGUUCUGAGAGCUGAGAAUACAAUGCUCAACUCUGAGCUGGAGAACAAUAGACAAAACAGACACAGACUGGAGACAGAAGUGGAAUCCUACCGUUCUAGACUGGCUGCUGCCAUUCACGAUCAUGAGCAAGGUCAGACAUCACAGAGAGACCUGGAACUUGCCUUCCAGAAAGCACACGAUGAGCGGUUAUGCUUGCAGGACCAAAUGAAGUGCCAUGGGACUAAGCUGAAAAGUAACAGUGAGACGGCUUCCCAGCAACUUCCUAAAGUGGAAAGUCAAUUCAAUAAGCUAAAAAUGAAGACGCAUCAGACGAGAGAUGAUCUCAGAGGAAAGACUUUGAUGUCAGAAUGUGUCCAGAGAGACCUACGCCAAGCAGAGUGUCGAAAGCAGGAAAUUGAACACAUGGAUCAGAACGAACAAGGCAAAGUGAAUGAAUACCUUGGAAAGCAGGAAUCCUUAGAGGAGAGAUUAUCUCAACUCCAGCGUGAAAAUAUGUUGCUCCGACAGCACCUGGAUGAGGCACAAAACAAAGCUGACAGUAAAGAGAAGACAGUCAUUAGCAUCCAAGACCAGUUUCAGCAGAUGGUGAAAAAUCUUCAUGCUGAAAGUGAGAAACAACAUCUGAUGCUGGAGGAAAGAAACAAGGAGUUAAUCAACAAAUGGAAUCAUUUAGAAGAGAGAAUGUGUCAGUAUGAAAAUGAGGAAGCAGGAGAAGCAGAUACGAGACAACUUUGGCAAGAACUGGCUGAUGGCCUCAAAACGUGGUCUAUGUCGGAGGCUGCACUGGAAGGCAUGGCACCUAACUGUGCGAACUUAGAAGAUGAGAUACAGCAUUUAAAGAGCAAGUUCCGUCGACUCCCAAGUCAGUUGCAAGAAUCACAGGAUCAACAUAUAGAGGCCGCGAGAUGUGCUGAAAAACCACAGGAUCACAUCCAAAGACUUGAAAUUGAAAAUGCCAAGUUAAAAACUAUAGUCAAAAAGCAAGUGGACAAAGUUGAACAACUUCAGAAAACCCUUUCAAGUACAAGAUUGGUAAGUCAACCUCUUAAUUUCUGUCAUACUGAGGAAGAAUUUUAAUUUUUUUACUAGUAAUAUACGACAAUAUUUUUGGACAGUGUGAAAAACCUCUUUGAUUAAAGAGUUUAUUGU
Odocoileus virginianus texanus is the source of this 2892-nucleotide messenger RNA. NCBI's taxonomy places the organism in Eukaryota, Metazoa, Chordata, Mammalia, Artiodactyla, Cervidae. The record is from RefSeq and is a predicted model, not a curated record.